AUGGACAACAAGACCAUUGGAAUUCUCGGCGGCGGCCAGUUGGGCCGUAUGAUUGUCGAGGCUGCCCACAGACUCAAUAUCAAAACUGUGGUGCUUGACGCUGCUCAUUCGCCUGCUAAACAGAUCAACGCUUUGGAUGCCCAUGUGGAUGGGUCGUUUAAGGAUGUGGAUGCCAUUACCAAGUUGGCCAAGAAGUGUGAUCUUUUGACCAUUGAGAUUGAACACGUGGACGUGGAGGCCUUGAAGACCGUGGAAAAGACGUUGAACGUGCCAAUCUACCCAUUCCCAGAGACUAUUCGUCUUAUCCAGGAUAAGUACCUCCAGAAGACGCAUUUGCAGCAGCACGGCGUCGAUGUGGUGGAUUCUGUUGCUGUGGAAGAGAAUACCGAGGCUGGCCUUGAGGCUAUUGGCGCCAAAUUUGGUUUCCCUUUCAUGUUGAAGUCUAGAACUAUGGCCUACGAUGGUAGAGGUAACUUUGUCGUGAAGAACAAGGAGUCCAUUCCAGAGGCUCUUGAAUUUUUGGCCAACAGACCUUUAUACGCUGAAAAAUGGUGUCCAUUCACUAAGGAAUUGGCUGUUAUGGUGGUUAGACUGAUUGAAGGUGAGGUUUUCGCUUACCCUACCGUUGAGACUCACCACAAGGACAAUAUCUGUCAUCUUGUGUAUGCUCCAGCUAGAAUCCUGGACACUUUACAGAAGAAGGCUUCUCUUUUGGCCCAGAACGCCGUCAAGUCUUUCCCAGGCUGUGGUAUUUUCGGUGUUGAAAUGUUCUUGUUGCCAAACCAUGAACUUUUGAUUAACGAGAUUGCUCCUCGUCCUCACAACUCUGGCCACUACACUAUUGAUGCUUGCGUGACUUCCCAGUUUGAAGCUCACGUCAGAGCUGUUGCUGGGUUGCCAUUGCCAAAGGGCUUUUCUAACUUCUCCACGACAAACACUAACGCUAUUAUGCUUAAUGUUCUUGGAGACAAGAAGAAAAACGGUGAGUUGGAAAUUUGUCGUCGUGCUAUUGAGACUCCAAAUGCUUCCGUUUACUUGUACGGUAAGGAGAGCAAGCCCCAGCGUAAGAUGGGUCACAUUAAUGUCGUUGGCUCCUCCAUGGAAGAAGCUGAAAGCAAACUUAAAUUUAUUAUGGGCGAAUCAUCCUCAUUACCAAAGGAGGUCGAACCUAAGGAGAAACCUUUGGUCUCCAUUAUUAUGGGCUCCGAUUCUGAUUUGCCUGUGAUGUCUGUUGGUGCCAAUAUUUUGAAGAAAUUUGGUGUUCCAUUUGAACUUACCAUCGUUUCUGCUCACCGUACGCCACACAGAAUGUCAAAGUUUGCUAUCGAAGCCGCCCCUAGAGGCAUCAAAGCUAUUAUUGCAGGUGCCGGUGGCGCUGCUCAUUUGCCUGGUAUGGUCGCUGCCAUGACGCCAUUGCCCGUUAUCGGAGUCCCCGUUAAGGGAUCCACGCUAGACGGUGUUGACUCCUUGCACUCCAUUGUCCAAAUGCCAAGGGGUAUUCCUGUGGCUACAGUGGCUAUCAACAACAGUACGAAUGCAGCAUUGUUGGCAAUCCGUAUUUUGGGUGCUUAUGAUUACAAGUGGUUGGACGAAAUGAGUCAGUACAUGAACAACAUGGAGGAAGAAGUUUUGAACAAAGCAGAGAGACUAGAGGAAGUGGGCUACGAAAAGUACUAG
Messenger RNA from Candidozyma haemuli, 1677 nucleotides. It is a transcript of the gene ADE2, whose product is annotated as phosphoribosylaminoimidazole carboxylase. The transcript has a single exon. NCBI's taxonomy places the organism in Eukaryota, Fungi, Ascomycota, Pichiomycetes, Serinales, Metschnikowiaceae. Gene Ontology annotation, molecular function: ATP binding; phosphoribosylaminoimidazole carboxylase activity; metal ion binding. Bases 1 to 1677 code for a protein of 558 amino acids. The record is from RefSeq and is a predicted model, not a curated record. Gene Ontology annotation, biological process: 'de novo' IMP biosynthetic process.